GUUGUGUUUGUUUUAGUGAAAGCAAAGAUGGCGAACGAACUGGACAGAGUACGAAUCUCAGCUGCGGAACUCCGAGCUGAAGCGUCGAAUUCAGUCAACAUUUCUGACUGUCAGAAAGAUGAGCAACAGGAGCAUCACAUACACAAGCAGCAUAGGAAGCGUGAUGGAAAGCGUCCUGAACUGCAGCGCUACCAGCCGGCAUCCGGACAUGGACGGCGUCACCGUGACAGUGAGGAGGGAGAAACUGGUCAAAGUGAUCCCCUGGUCACUGAUUCACAUGACAAUGAUCGACCAUCACAGAGCGAGAAAAAGGGUGUCUCUGAAAAAGUUUUAGAGAACCAUGGGUGCACAGACGGUGGGGCAGGCACAGACAAAAGGGAAGAUGACAGGAUGAGAGGUGACGGUAGUAACGCUCAGAACUAUCGAAAGGGCGGCCACGCACAGUCUAAAACAGAAGUAAACCAAGAGAAAGGCUUUGCUGAAAAUGACAGAGAACAUCAGGAGCCUGCUGAAGCUGCUAAGCCAACACGGAAAGCCCGCAAACCAGACCGAGAAUUUUAUCAACCUGGGAGUCGGAGGAGCAUCCAGGGAAAGGAUUGUGGAAUUGGAAGAGAGCAGGAUAAGCCUCCCCCUAUGAAGAACAAUCAGAAAACUGAGCCAGAUUCCCAGCUGAGUACAGGUGAAAGGGAGGGGAACAAAAAAACUUCUAUACAUAAGCAGGGAGGGAAAGAUGAAGAAGGGAAAGGUACACAGGAAAACGCAAAAUUAUCUAAAUCCAGUGAAACAAACAGAAAGCAAGGAAGCAGAGAUUUGAACAAACCUCCGUUACCCUCUGAUGCUUCGGUUGAGAAAAUUACUAACAAAAUAGAAAAACUCAGCAUGAAAGGAAAGGGCAAAUUGGGAUGUGAAAGCCAAACCAGUGAAGAGUUAAGUUGCAGGAGAGGGGAAACAACUGACAAGGAAAGGAGAGUCCAAGGGGGAGGAACAAAAGAGGAGGAGGAAAAGGUAGAGAAGAAGAGGGAAAAGGGAAAUCGCAGGAGACGGGGAGGGGAGAAGGAAAAAGAGAGGAAUCAGGAUUCCAGAAGAGGAGAAGAUGAAGCUGGUGGAGGAAAGAUAGACCGGGGGAAAGCUGAGAAGGAAAGAGACAGGAAAGCAGCAGAAGCAGACAGGGAUAACAAACCAGGAAAGAUAGGAGAGACACAUCAAAGCAAAGGAAGAGAGAAUCGUAGAGAAAGCAGAAGAGGAGACAACAACAACAACAACCGGUCCAGAGACCCUGAGAAAGAUGCUGCUAAGACAGAAAGAAAUUCAGACAGGGCUGUAGAAAGAGGCGAUAGAAACAAAUCCAAUGCAAACAUCACAACACCAACCUCAAAACGCUAUUCCAAAUCAGAUAUUCGACGCUCACGGAAUCGAACGUACAGCAGUAGCUCAGCCAGCAGUGUGACCAGCCUUGAUGGUCCUGGACUAGGGAUGGUUGUUGAGAGUACAAAGUGGCCACGCUUGGAGCCUCGGCACAAUAACAAAGAGGGGAUGGCAAAUAGUGGAGAAGGAAGAAGGAGUCAUUUACAAAGCUGGACAACCAAUGGGGAAUCAUCUACAGAAUCACUGGAAGGGAGUGAGAUGAGUGACAUAGCAGAAGAUAGAAGGAGGAGAAGACGUGGGGAGGAAGAACCAAGUGCAGAUAAGCGGAGGGAAGAAAGGAACAGACCAAAGGGAAACAAAGGUGGCAGUAGAGGAAUCCUGAGGGUUUCUAUUGAAAAACAGUCAAGUACCACGCCACAAAGUGGGGUGCAACAACAUCGCAAACCGGGUUUGGUUCCUCGUGGCAGAGGUGGGGGUAUCCUGGUGCUUCCAGCCCGCACAGACAUCUCUCAUUCACCUGAGGUUGGACAAAGGCUUCUUUUUGGUGGAAUUAGGGGAGGAGGAGCUAGCAGGAGUAGAGGAGGCAGAGGAGGAGGAGUGAGACGACUCUGGGAUCCAAAUAACCCUGACCAGAAACCUGCUCUUACUAGCACCCAGUCAUCACAGCAUUCAUCUCUCCAGCAGCCUGUAUAUCUUCAGACGGGGACCGGUUAUGGACAACUUCACUUUCUGGACACAGACGAUGAGGUAGCAGGCAGUCCUCCAGUCCCCCAGGGUGAGCACUUUCGAUCCCAGCAGGCUGCUGCCAUGGCCUACUACAAAUUCCAAAACUCUGACAACCCUUACGGCUACCCCAUGUCUACCGGCAACCCACAUAGCCCUGGCACCGCCACCAGCCAGCGCUAUCCAUAUCCUUAUCACAUGGGGCCGUACCAGAUGGCUUCCCCUAAUGGUAUGUACCCGGGCCCUGGUGUGAGCCAGUUCUGUGGGAGUUACAGGGGAGCAGGUUAUUCCCAGCCUGGUGCAGGGGGUAGUUUGACAUUUGAAGAGGUGGAGCAACAAGCCAGAGGGGAGCUGGGGAGGCUGCUGAGGGCUGCGGAUGCACAGGAGCUCCAGCUCAGUAACCUGCUGUCCAGGGACAGAGUGAGUGCUGAUGGACUGGAUCGCAUGGCCCAGCUCAGAGCCGACCUUUUGGGGCUAUAUGAGCAGGUCAUCCUGACAGACAUCGACUUCUCAGACUCACAGAAUGUGGAUCAGGCUUUGUGGAAGAAUGUCUUUUACCAGGUCAUAGAGCGUUUCAGGCAGCUACUCAAAGACCCCACCUGUGACAACACCCCUCAUAUAAGAAACAUGCUGCUCACGCUACUUGAUGAGGGGGCAGUAUUCUUUGAUGCGAUGCUUCAGAAGCUGCAGGCAGUGUACCAGUUCAAGUUGGAGGAUUACAUGGAUGGCAUAGCUAUCAGGGCUCGGCCAUUGCGCAAAACGGUGAAGUAUGCACUUAUCAGUGCUCAGCGCUGCAUGAUUUGUCUGGGAGAUAUAGCACGUUACCGGGAACAAGCCAGUGACUCCGCCAACUAUGGCAAGGCUCGCAGUUGGUACCUGAAAGCCCAGCAGAUUGCCCCAAAAAAUGGACGACCAUAUAACCAGCUGGCCCUGCUGGCAGUCUAUACAAAGCGGAAGUUGGACGCUGUGUAUUAUUACAUGCGCAGCUUGGCAGCUUCUAACCCUAUCCUGACUGCAAAGGAAAGCCUGAUGAGUCUGUUUGAGGAAGCUAAACGCAAGGCAGAGCAGCUUGAGCGAAGGCGGAGGCAGGAACAUGAAGGAGGCUCCAGGGGCCCCGCAGUAAGAGGAAGAGGAAGAGGGGAAGACGGAGCACGUGUGGAGAUUUGGAUUCGCCCUAGUGGACAAGCAGCAACACCAUCCACUCAGAGAGGAGGUAGCGAAUCCAGCAGAGACUCUGAGCAGGAUGGAGAGCUGGGCAGUCUCAGUGCUAGUGAUCUAAACAAGAGAUUCAUUCUGAGUUUCCUGCAUGCACAUGGAAAGCUCUUCACUAAAGUUGGCAUGGAAUCCUUCCCUGGAGUGGCGAGCCGUGUUCUGCAGGAGUUCAAGACACUACUCCAGCAUGGCCCCUCGCUACUGGGCAGCACACACAUGCUGCAGAUCAUCACUAUUAACAUGUUCACCAUACACAAUGCCCACAGCAGAGGUGAAGAUGGAGAAGUGCGGUCAGUUUUACAAGAGCAGAGCAUCGCCCUGGGUCUCGGCAUGUUCGCACUGCUGGUGCAGCGCUGCACGGAGCUGCUCAGGGACACUCCUGCAGAACCAGUCCCCAUGGCUGAUGGAGAGGAGGAGGAGGGUAAAGCGGAGGAGCUCGAGGGUAUGGUGAGGGUCUCUGCCUUCCCAUUGGACCUUAGAGAACUACUGCCAAGUAUAAAAGUCUGGUCUGAUUGGAUGUUGGGACAACCAGACCAGUGGAACCCACCACCGUGCAGUUUAGAUUGUAGCCCUGAUGUUUGGCAGUGCCUGGCUGACCUGUGUAAUGUGCUGGCGCGUGUGGACCACGAGGAAAUGCCGCUGUACAAAGCCGACACAGAAGAAGUCGAGGGAGAUGAGGAGUUGACUGUGCUGCAGUUGAGGGAGGACUGGCUACUUGCUGGCUUUGUACCACUGCUCGCUGCACCACAGGAACCUUGUUACACAGACAGACACACUGACAUGGCAAUAGCAGCAGAUUGUAAGAGAGUGACUGUGCUGAAGUACUUUCUGGAGGCAUUGUGUGGUCAGGAAGAGCCUCUGUUGGCCUUCAAGGGAGGCAAAUACGUCUCUGUGGCAGCUUCACCUCCACCUAACCAGUCAGUGGACACAAGGAGCAGGGAGGACUCUCUAACAGAGAAAGAGGCUGAUGAUGUCAUAGUCGAGGCAGAGUCGUCUCUCUCCGCAUCAGAGGGGGAGGAGGAUGCCGAGGAGGCGGGAGACAGUGAGAAUGACAUCAGAGAGCUGAAGGCACGACGCCACGUCCUUGCCAACAAACUGGCAAUGCAACAGAAGCGCAGGGAUAAAAUACAGGCGGUGCUGCAGACGGGCGGGCAGUUGGAGCUGGAAGUGAGGCCUCUCUUUUUGGUCCCAGAUACCAAUGGAUUCAUUGACCACUUGGGAGGGUUAAAGAGACUGCUUCAGUGUGGAACAUACAUAAUAGUUGUGCCACUCAUUGUGAUCACAGAGUUAGAUGGCUUGGCUAAAGGCCAGGACAACUUUGGUGGAGGAGUGGGGUCAGGAGGACGCAGCACUGGUGGUCGAGGCAACUAUAAUGUUAGUGCGGCCCAUGUGCGGGCCGUGCAGGAGAAGGCCCGGUUGGCAGUGGCUUUCCUAGAGAAAGGAUUUGAAGCCAGGGAGCCGUGUCUCAGAGCCCUGACGAGCAGGGGAAAUCAGCUCGAGUCUAUUGCCUUCCGCAGUGAAGACACCUCUGGACAGCAGGGUACCAAUGAUGAUGUGAUUCUUUCCUGCUGCCUGCACUACUGCAAAGACAAGGCAAAAGACUUCAUGCCUGACCAGAGAAACGGGACAGUGAGGCUCCAGAGGGAGGUGGUACUCCUCACAGACGACCGUAACCUGAGAGUGAAAGCUUUGACCCGCAACGUCCCGGUCCGAGACAUCCCUGCUUUCCUCAGCUGGGCCAAAGUUGGCUGAACCAGGCUAAGGUGCAAUCAAAGGAACCCAACUGCUGAAGCCUGCUUGCCACUCAGCCAGGAGAGAAGACACACUUAAGCAGAGAAAGAAGAGGAGGAGAUAACAGGGGAGAGGAAAUGAUGAAGAAAGCAUAGAACCACUUCUUAUGAAACACAAAUGUAGUGAGAGCAGGGUGGUUUCAAUGAGCUUUUUCCCCCUUGUGAUGAAGUGUGUGUGUGUAUGUAUGUGUUAAGAUCAGUGAGCUUCCCGGGAAAGAGACAGGGAGACUUGACAAGUCUCAGAAAGGCUGGACUGGAGGAGAGGAAAGAGGUAAAAAAAAAAAAUAUGGCGUAAUUGGAUUUGUGAGUUGUCUGGUCCAGCCUUGAGUCUCUGCGCCUAGUUGGAGAGUGUAUACUCUGCAAGCAGUAUUCAAAUUUGAGGCUGAUGGUAGAAUAAGGCAGAGAGAGGGACUGUGUUUAUGGUCGUUUAAUUGAUUAAAGACAGCAGUAAUGAAGGCCAUAACCGGCACUUUCACACUUCUCUUAGGGCCCAGUCAUAAAGACUGCUGUGGCCUCUACAGCAGAGCUGAGAGGAAGGUAGGUGGAGAGAGGCAUAGCUGAAGGGUCUUCGUCAGGACAGUAAAAAGUGACAGAUUGAAGUGAGGGUUAAUUGAGCCCUCGUGCAACCUCAACACCUCCAAGGAAUCGCAUGCAGGUGUGGUAUUUCCUGUAAACACAGGAAGUGCUCGAUGCCUGUUUGGUUACUUGGGUCCAGCUUGAUGCUAAUAUUAAGUUUGGGUGUUAGGAGAAAAUGUUUUGAAGUAAUCAACAACAAAAAGCAUUGGUUAGUAUUUGGUUUUUAGCUCAUGUGUAAAAAGCUUUGUUUCGUUCAUGGAGGUCAUUUUUUCCAUUUUGUAGACUUUGAAAGGAAGCAUCUGCAAAGUUUACCCAAAACAGAACCAUAAUUUUAUGAAUACAGUUGUUUGUUUGUUUUUAACAGAUCUGUGUGCAAAUGUAUUUGUAAUGUCUAACAAAGGCAUGAGCAUUGAUCUAUCAAGAUCACUCAGUUGGCUGUAGUGAGUUUUCAGUUACAGAAAAUUAUGCUUCAUUGACUAUCUUGAUGGGAUUUAGCCCCCUGAGUGACGUCCCACCCCUUGAUUAUUUAAAAUCUGAAACAAAAAAUGCACAAAUACUGUUUGACCCAGGUCUGCCUCGACAGGCACAGUUUUAGGAGAUGGUUUGGUCUUUGACAUUGACUUGCAGAUGCAUUAUUAUCAAGUACCAUUGUUGACUAGUUCCUUGUCUUUUCAUUUUGACAUUCAGUCUUUGGUGCCUUUCAGUUCAUGCCAGCACUUAACCUUUUUCAUAAAACGUUUUUAAUCACCAGUACCAAUUUUCCUCUUCAGAGUGCAAUGUUCCCUCACUUUUUUUUAAGGACACCCAAUUUUCUUUAGUUGAAAUAAGAUGCAAGUUCAAGCAGCACCUCACUGAGACAUUGUCAGCUGGGCACAUGGAUCCACCAAGGCCAAAUGCCCUAUGCUGCAAUGCAAACAAAAGUGAAAAAUAAUUUAUUCACUGCCCUGUGAUUUGUAUCCACUCCAAAAUUUAAUGAGUUCCUUGGCCCAUACCACACCCUUCCACCCGAUUUCAUGAGAAUUACAGCAGUACUUUCUCUGUAAUCCUGCUGACAACCCGAACUGAAAGCAAAACCUUCAUGGUGGAGGGAACAGACAUUUAACACAAAUGUUGUAUUUGUGCUUUUGCUUGCUCUACAUUGCUUUGGGAGACGGUGUUAGGAGAUUCUGAGUUAUAGUGUAUGUUUCUGUGUGCAUUUGAGCCGGUGUCUGGCUGCUCAAAAUAGUUGUAAUCUACACCUGUGUUCUCUUAUGAUGCACCAUACACCAUUCAUCAUUCACUCAUAUGGAUUUAGAAGAAUACUGUAUGUAAACGUGGCUACACUGCUUUGUAUUUGUCCUGUACCUUUUCAGCUCGGCUCGUACAACUUCCAUCAGCAGUGGAUGUUUCAGUAUUUGUGAGAACCUGUAGACAUGUUUUAGUUUCUUCAGCCCCUCUGUUCUGGUGGUACUGAAGUGUUCAAUGCAAUCUACUGUGUUAAGUGGCUCGCUGCAGUGUUUCAGUGUUGGAGCAAAUGUAGUAAAUACAUAGUCAGUUUAACACAUCACAUUUUCGUCAUGCAUCAUUAAAAAUGUUUUAAAGGC
Epinephelus moara (kelp grouper) is the source of this 7249-nucleotide messenger RNA. RefSeq names its product SMG6 nonsense mediated mRNA decay factor (gene smg6). Gene Ontology annotation, cellular component: telomerase holoenzyme complex. Bases 28 to 5052 code for a protein of 1674 amino acids. Lineage: Eukaryota; Metazoa; Chordata; Actinopteri; Perciformes; Serranidae. The record is from RefSeq and is a predicted model, not a curated record. Gene Ontology annotation, biological process: nuclear-transcribed mRNA catabolic process, nonsense-mediated decay. The transcript is spliced from 19 exons. Gene Ontology annotation, molecular function: telomerase RNA binding; telomeric repeat DNA binding; protein binding.